GGCCUGGAACCAAAUCCGACCCGGCCCACUGUCAAGGCUUUUCUUCUUUUGAAACUCUCUCUCCCUCCUCCUCCUCCUUCAGAAAAUAGCUCUAGGGUUUCAACCCGCCACUUCCUCUCUCUGCCGGAACAAGCUCACAACUGCGCUCUCUGAGUCUCGGUUUCUCAAAUUGAACCAAACUACAAUGGGAAGGAAGAAGCCCAAGGACCCAGAAAGCGACGCCGUUUCGGGUGGUCAACCCGACAUAUUCAAGACCCUAUUCGGCGACGCCGCCACCCAGGACGCCGCCCCCGCCAUCUUCUCCGAAGACAACCCCUUCAGGAGGAAGAACCAGGAACCAGGGUCAGGGUUUGCCGCUGCUCCGUCACUCGAAACCGUCGGAAACGUCAACCACGGCGGCUCCGGGGACAAGGACGCCGGCAAUGGUGAGGUGAAGAAGAAGAAGAAGAAGAGGAAGAAGAAGGCGAUGGAUUCGGUUGCUGAAGAAGAAGAAGAAGCUUCAGAGGAGGCUGCAUUAGAGAGCAAGAAGCCGAAGAAGGAAAAACCCAAUUUGGAAAACCCUAAUUUGGGUUCUGAAAGCAAAGAAAAUGAUGUAGUGUCCAAUUUGGUUUUGGGAUUGGGAUCGAAUACCGAGAACGAUCCGAAUUUCGGUCUGAGUGUGGUGAAGAAGAAGAGGAAAAGGGAUGAGCUUGAGAGGGAAUACGAAGCAAAGAAGUAUGGUGUGACAGAGAACCAGGAGGAUGGAGAUUUGGGGAAGAAAGUUGUGGGGGAAAAGAGGAAGACGGUGGAUAAUCCAGCUGAUAUGCUGGUUUCAGAGGAAGGUUUCGACGACGAAAGUAAGCUUCUGAGGACUAUUUUCGUUGGGAAUUUACCGGUGAAGGUGAAGAAGAAGGUGUUGAUCAGGGAGUUCAGUAAGUUUGGAGAGGUGGAGUCUGUGAGGAUUCGGUCCGUGCCGAUAGAGGAUACGAAAGCGCCCAGAAAAGUAGCAGUGCUUACAAAGAAACUCCAUAAGAAAGCUGACAGCGUGAAUGCAUACAUCGUUUUCAAGUCAGAGGAAUCUGCGCAGGCUUCCCUGUCCCAUAACAUGGCUGUGGUUGAAGAACAUCACAUCCGUGUUGACAGGGCAUGCCCACCUCGUAAGAAGCUGAAAGGGGAGAAUGCUUCUGUUUAUGAUCACACGAGAACUGUAUUUGUGGGCAACCUUCCCUUUGAAGUAAAGGAUGAAGAAGUUUAUCAGUUGUUUUGUGGCACUAACAAUCAGGAUUCCGGAGUUGAAGCCAUUCGCAUAAUCAGGGAUUCUAACGUUGGUCUCGGAAAGGGCAUUGCUUAUGUUCUGUUUAAAACAAAGGAAGCUGCAAAUGCAGUCGUUAGGAAACGAAAUCUGAAGCUUCGAAAUCGGGAACUCAGGCUUUCUCAUGCAAAACCAGAGUCUGCCCAAUCUAAGAGCAAAAACCAAGAUUCCACCCCAUCUAAGAGAAGCAAUCCAUCACCUGCAUCAAAUACCAAGUCCCCAGCUAAAAGGCUAGCAUUCGGUUCAAGGACUCCAGAGUUUAAGGGAAAUUCCAAGGCUACCAUGUCCUACCAGGGUGUACGUGCGGGUAAAAAUGGUGUCCAAAAGUAUCCAAAAGCCAAGUUUGAAUCAAGGCCUCAGAGUGGAGUGAAGCCGAAAGAACGUACAGAGAAAAGACCAUCUGUUGCUGCCAGAAAAGGUAAGGUGGCAUUCCAAGGUGGUGCUGCUUCAAAAGAAGCAGGUGUGAAGCGUAAGAUGGAUAGUCGAACUCCAGAGAGCUCCCACCAGAAAAAGAAAUUCAAGAAAUUUAGGUAGGAAGGACUACAGAAACAGUUGCUCCAUAUCUUAGGGGCCUUAUACAGUUGAAAGGCUCUCUGCCCUCCAGUCUGCGGCAAGAGAAGUUGAAUUUUGUACCUUGUCCCAAGUUUUUAAAUAUUUUCUUGUACAACUCACUGAUGUUAAAUUGAAUGUAUUUUUUCAGUUGGUUCAUUUAUUUGAUUUACAAAAUUUCCUUC
Rosa rugosa (rugosa rose) is the source of this 2025-nucleotide messenger RNA. RefSeq lists its product as uncharacterized. Gene Ontology annotation, molecular function: RNA binding. The transcript is spliced from 6 exons. Lineage: Eukaryota; Viridiplantae; Streptophyta; Magnoliopsida; Rosales; Rosaceae. Bases 185 to 1825 code for a protein of 546 amino acids. The record is from RefSeq and is a predicted model, not a curated record.